Messenger RNA from Ailuropoda melanoleuca (giant panda), 1000 nucleotides. RefSeq names its product olfactory receptor 4E1-like. The transcript has a single exon. Lineage: Eukaryota; Metazoa; Chordata; Mammalia; Carnivora; Ursidae. Bases 50 to 997 code for a protein of 315 amino acids. Gene Ontology annotation, biological process: G protein-coupled receptor signaling pathway. The record is from RefSeq and is a predicted model, not a curated record. Gene Ontology annotation, cellular component: membrane. Gene Ontology annotation, molecular function: G protein-coupled receptor activity; olfactory receptor activity.
AGUGUUAUUUUUUUUUUCCUAAUUCUUUUCAGAGUGUCCAACAAAGAGAAUGGAAGAGGCGGACCUACUCAAUCAAACCACUUCCAUGAAAUACAUUUGGCUUAGAGGCUUAUCUGCCAAUCAGAAGGUGCAGAUGACUGUGUUUGCCCUGUUCCUUACUUCCUAUGUCCUGACACCGAUUGGGAACAUCCUCAUUGUCAUAACUAUUAUCUAUGACCGCCGGCUCCAUACCUCUAUGUAUUUCUUCCUCAGUACCCUAUCUUUUAUUGAUGUCUGCCACUCCACGGUCACCGUCCCCAAGAUGCUCAGAGAUACGUGGUCAGAAGAGAAGCUCAUCUCCUUUGAUGCCUGUGUCACCCAGAUGUUCUUCCUGCACCUCUUUGCCUGCACCGAGAUCUUUCUCCUCACUGUCAUGGCCUACAAUCGGUACGUGGCCGUUUGCAAACCCCUGCGGUACAUGACAGUGAUGAACUGGAAAGUAUGUGUGCUGCUGGCUGUGGCCCUCUGGACGGGGGGCACCAUCCACUCCAUAUCGCUGACCUCCCUCACCAUCAAGCUGCCUCACUGUGGUCCUGAUGAGAUUGACAGCUUCUUCCGGGAUGUGCCUCAGGUGAUCAAACUGGCCUGCACGGUCACCCACAUCAUUGAAAUCCUCAUCGUCACCAACAGCGGUCUGAUCUUCGUGGUCUGUUUUGUGGUCCUCGUGGUGUCCCACGCGGUCAUCCUGGUGAGCCUGAGGCAGCAGAUCUCCGAAGGCAGGCGGAAGGCCUUAUCCACCUGUGCAGCACACCUCACCAUCGUCACACUCUUCCUGGGACACUGCAUCUUCAUCUAUUCCCAUCCAUACACCAGCCUCCUGGAGGACAAGGUGGUGUCUGUGUUCUUCACCACAGUGACCCCUCUGCGGAACCCCAUCAUCUAUACUCUCAGGAAUGAAGACACGAAAAAUGCCUUGAACAAGUUCAUGGAGAGGUUGGAGGGGAGAGCAAAAAAAUGACAA